UUGUCCAAGAUCAUACACCCUGAAAGUUGACCACAGAUUUAUAACAUCGCAACCUGCACUUCCGCCAGGUGAUGGAGAAGGGCCGGAUGGUGAAGCGUCGGGUGUGUGAGGUGAUCAGUACCCGGUUCUCCUAUGCCAUACCUCUAGAGGUCGUCUAUCUCACACCUCUCUUGUCGUGGAACCCUUACAACUUGACCAUACGUGAGGAGCCCCGUGUGGUCAACGCUAAGGGUCGUAAUGGCAAGGCCAGUCCCAAGACAGCUUAUGACGGGGUGGAUGGGUCCCAUUACUUCCUCACACCCAUACACUUCUAUAAGGCUUACACAAAUGGUGCUGAUCUUGCUCUGCACUCAUUAAUUCGACCCACCGCCGAUGGGCGGCACUCGAGCUGGCCAGGUAGGUCGGACAAUCCUGACCAUUCAGCGGACGGGGACGCGUUCCACAAGUUCAGUACAGCGCAAGGAGCUAAGAACAAACUGUAA
Molecule: messenger RNA, 482 nt
Organism: Aplysia californica (California sea hare)
Lineage: Eukaryota; Metazoa; Mollusca; Gastropoda; Aplysiida; Aplysiidae
Exons: 4
Coding region: 72-482 (136 amino acids)
Source: RefSeq, a predicted model, not a curated record